This is a messenger RNA of Chelmon rostratus (copperband butterflyfish), 330 nucleotides long. It is a transcript of the gene sst5, whose product is annotated as somatostatin 5. The coding region runs from base 1 to 330 and encodes 109 amino acids. The record is from RefSeq and is a predicted model, not a curated record. Gene Ontology annotation, cellular component: extracellular region. The transcript is spliced from 2 exons. Gene Ontology annotation, molecular function: hormone activity. NCBI's taxonomy places the organism in Eukaryota, Metazoa, Chordata, Actinopteri, Chaetodontiformes, Chaetodontidae. Gene Ontology annotation, biological process: regulation of cell migration.
AUGCUUCGCCCUCAGGUGCAGGUACUUCUUGUGGCUUUGUUUUCCUCUGUGCUGCUGGUGCAGGUCAGCGGUUCCCCACGCAGAGACAUGCUGACAGAAACACUGAGAGCGGACCUCGCCGACGACAAGGAUCUGGCUCACUUGCUCUUGCUCAAGUUUGUGUCUGAACUGAUGGUGGCGAGAGGAGACGAGGUUAAGAUGCUCCCCGAGCUGGAGGAGGAGGAGGUGGGAGUCAGGGAGGAGGUGAUGCGGCGACAUCUUCCCCUCUCCCAAAGAGAGCGCAAGGCGGGCUGCCGCAACUUCUUCUGGAAGACGUUCACCUCAUGUUAA